Messenger RNA from Moneuplotes crassus, 723 nucleotides. NCBI's taxonomy places the organism in Eukaryota, Ciliophora, Spirotrichea, Euplotida, Euplotidae. The record is from the annotation of a GenBank genome assembly.
UUAAAAUUGAAAGAAGUCAUAUAAUAAAUAUAGCUAACAAUGAUGAAAAAGAUUGUAGUGGUUGGAGAUACUUCUGUCGGUAAGACAUCUCUCGUUUCUAAAUACGUCGAUGAUUAUUACCCAGGUGACCAUUUGACUACGAUAGGGGUUGACUUCAAGUUAAAAUAAGGUACAAAAGAAUGGAAGGAAGAUUGAUCUCACAAUUUGGGACACAGGAGGCCAGGAAAGAUUUAAAUCCAUAACUAAAAGUUACUUUAAAGGCGCCCACGCAGUUAUACUCGUAUAUGCCUGUAAUUGAGAAGAAUCAUUUGCAAAUAUUAUCGAUUGGUUACUUACUAUUGAGAACUGAGCCGAAGAGAAUGUAGUAAAAAUCAUGGUGGCAAAUAAAUCAGAUGUUGAAGAACUUAUAGUCAGCCAUGAGAAAGGAAGGGCAUUUGCUGAAGAGCAUGGCUGCUUCUUCUAUCCCUGAUCGUCAGUGACAGGGAAGAAUAUCGAUAAGAUCUUUAAUAAGAUAAUUGAUGAAUUAAGAGAAACAGACACUACAAAAGCUUGCACAAUUGCUAAGAGUAGCUUUCUUCUUGACUCAAACCCUGGAUUGGCGACUCACAAGAAGAAGAAAAGAAGAAGAUGAAGAUUCUUUAAAAUAUUUAGAAAGAAAAAGCCAACUGAAGGGGAUGAAUAGGUGUAUAUAAACUAAUUUACUUUAUAAAAAUAUCAAUUUUA